Molecule: messenger RNA, 4185 nt
Organism: Drosophila sulfurigaster albostrigata
Lineage: Eukaryota; Metazoa; Arthropoda; Insecta; Diptera; Drosophilidae
Gene: Rph
Product: rabphilin-3A
Exons: 4
Coding region: 321-2300 (659 amino acids)
Biological process (GO): intracellular protein transport
Cellular component (GO): membrane
Molecular function (GO): small GTPase binding
Source: RefSeq, a predicted model, not a curated record
UUUGUCACUGUGGCUGCAACAUUACAAAUUGAAUAGCGAUAGUCGCUCACCAACUGCGUGCGCAUCUAGACGUGUGUGGCUAUUUUUUUUUUCUUCUCAUUUUGUUGUUGUUUGCCUCUUGUGUUGUAUGCCGCAAAACAACAGUUGAAAUCAACAAUAACAAGACGAGAGUGCGCCUUAUUUGCACGCGUGUUUUUUGUGUGUGCGCGUGUGUUUGUGUUUGUUUUAACACUACUGGUUGGUUUUUUGGUUUUUAAUUGAAUGCGGGAAACAGCACAACACGAAGUGAAAUGUUGAGUGAGCGUAAAUAAUGUGACAAGAUGGAUUUCGCGAAUCGCAAUAAUACGGCCAACAAGUUUGUCUGCCCCAGCGACAGGCAGCUGGCCUUGCGUGCCAAAUUGAAAGCCGGCUGGAGCAGUUCAAAGACCAAUGAACCGCUGCGCCCCGAGGAACAAGAGGCCAUCAUAUCGGUGAUCCGGCGCAACGAGGAGAUCGAGACAGCGGAGCGACAACGCGUUGGCCGCCUCGUCGAGCGCGUCGAGAAGAUCAAGCUGCAUGCGGUCGAGCGGGGUCCAAACUGUUGCCGGCUAUGUGGCGACACCUUCGGACUGUUGCGACCGCAGCGCAUCAUCUGCGAGGACUGCCGCAAAUCGGUGUGCACCAAGUGCAGCGUGGACAUCAACAUCAGGUACAACAACAGCGAACGGACGCGCGAGAUUUGGCUGUGUCGCAUCUGCAGCGAGACGCGCGAGAUGUGGAAGAAGUCGGGCGCAUGGUUCUUCAAGGGUCUGCCCAACUACGAUAUGCCGCGCAGUGCCAGUGCCACGCCCAUGGCCACACCCACAGGCGGAGGGCGGGCGGUGCAGAGUUGCCACGGGACGCCGACGCGUGGCGCACGCAUCAAGAAGCUAACGAUCAGGGUCAACGACAGCAGCAGCAGCAGCAGCAACGCCAGCGGGCAGUCCGAGGGCGAGGAUGAGCUGGAUGGCGCCUCCUCCGCCAAGGGAAACACCAGCAGGGAAACUGCAGCUGCAUCUGCGGCGGCAGCAUCGCGACUCCAGCGCGAUGAGAGCUUUCGAUUGCGCGCCUACGGCUCCAUUCGCAGUUUCAUCGAUGGCGGCGAACGCAAACUCUCGAACUCCUUCUUCUUUGGCCGCCAACAGGGUCAGGGACCGGGACCGGGACCGGGUCAGGGUCAGGGUCAGGGUCCGGGGCAUCUGCUGGCUGGCCAGGAUUACGACAAUGUGAGCAUGUCGAAUGUGUCGACGGUCGCGCAAUUGCGCCGUGAGAGCAGCUUCCUGCGACGCAGCUCGGUCAGCUCGUCGUGGUCCUUUAGCGACAGCUCCGGCUCUGGCAACUCGGCCACCCAAUCCCAGCAACAACAGUUGCCAUCGUCACAACAUCCGCAUCAACAGCAGCAGCAGCAUUGUCGCGACCCUUUGCUCGGCUGGCUGGAGAUUGCCAUCAGCUAUCGGGAGAGCUUCCACAGUCUGGACUGCACCAUGGUGCGUGCUCGAGAUUUGCCCACCAUGGAUGCCGCCGGCUUGGCUGAUCCCUACUGCAAGCUGAACAUCAUUACGCCGGAGGCUCACACCAAAUACACACGCUGGCAACGCACUAAAACUGUGCACAAGACCCGCAAUCCGGACUUCAAUGAGACCCUCCAGUUUGUUGGUGUUGAGCCCGAGGAGCUCGGCAAUUCCCUUCUCUAUGUGGCGCUCUUUGACGAUGACAAAUAUGGUCACGAUUUUCUUGGCGCUGCCAAGGUUUGUCUCUCCACGGUGCACAGCACAUCGCAGUAUCGAAUAUCAGUGCCGCUGGGCGUGGAGGAUCAAUAUAGCAAUGAGGCGGAGAUGUCGCAGAGUUGGCCUAAUGGCAAGAUGCUCAUCUCGCUCUGCUACAACACGAAACGCCGGGCGCUGGUCGUGAACGUUAAGCAGUGCAUCAAUCUGCUGGCCAUGGACAACAAUGGUAGCUCGGAUCCUUUUGUCAAGCUACAACUGAAACCGGAUGCGCACAAGAAUAAGAAGCACAAGACGAGCGUCAAGUGGCGCACACUGAAUCCCAUAUACAACGAGGAGUUCUAUUUCGAGGCCAGUCCCCACGAUCUCAACAAGGAGAUGCUCAUUCUGACCGUGUGGGACAAGGACCUGGGCAAAAGCAACGACUUCCUGGGCAGCCUGCAGCUGGGCGCACAAAGCAAAGGCGAUCGGCUGCAGCAGUGGCUCGACUGCAUCCGUCUACCCGACCACUUCCAUGAGAAAUGGCAUUGUCUCGCUCCAGACAAUCCAACCCAUUGAAUUGCUUUACUCCCAACUCCCGACCUCCGAUUCUGCCCCCAGUCCCCAGUCCACCUACCUAAAUAUUUACAUAGAGUAUAUACAUAUACCGUAAACAUAUAUAUUUUUGAUAUGCCUGCCUGCAUGCAAGUGUGCGUGUGUAUGUGUGCGCAUGGGUGUGUAGUGUAGUGUAGUGUGUGUGUGUUUGCGAGUGUUGCACUCGAGUCGAGAUCGCUUUGCAUAUCAUUUUGCUCAACCUAACCUCAAAUUUGUCAAGGCUUCACGUUUGCGCUUCUUCUUACCCCCCAGAGAAACACAUAUACACGCACACAUGCGCAUAUACAUAUAUAUACUGUAUAUUAAGCUUUGUUUAAGUGUCCUUAAAAUGGGUUUGUUUUUUGUUUCUUUUUCUUUUCCAUUCCGCACAAAACUUUUUGUCAAUAAUCUUAGCUACAAUUUAAAAAUAAUACAAACAAACAAAAAAAAAUCGAUAGUAGAAAACGAAAUACAAACUAAACACGAAAACAUUUACUUAACAAAUACAAAAUAAUAUUUUUGAUUCAUAUAUUUACUACAUUUAUUGCUAUUAUUCGAAACUAUUCUCUCAGAGCACUAUAUUUAUAAUACCCUAAUCUUAGAUGGUCAACAAGAUGAGCAAGAAAAGAAAUCAUUAAUUUGUCAAAGCAUUUGUCGAAUGUAAUUUAUUUAUAUAUAUUUAUGUACCUAUAUAUAUGUACAACUAAAUCAAGAAUCAAAAUUAAAAUUAUAAAUAUUAUGAUAAUAAAAAAAACAGAUAAUAAUAAUGAAUCUCUUAGUUUCUUUUGGUAAAAGACUUUCAGCAGCAUUGUUUAAGCAAAAUUGCACCUGGUCAAGAAAAUUCGAUAUAUGUAUUAUAAAUAUUGAUACAAAUCACAAGUUAUCAUAUUUUUAGUUUUUAAUUCAAUUUCUUAUAGACAACCUUUAUCGGGUUAGGUGAAAAAUAAUUUUCUUCAACUGCGAUGUUAUAGAACGCUUCCUUCAUCGGUUGUACAGCUUUUUCACUCAAUAAAUAAAUAAAACACAAAUAGUUGGAUGCGUUUUAAAAUCAAUAAAACUAACAAAUAAUAAAUACAUUUUUAAAAUCAAUACAAACAAUAAAUAAUUUUGGAACCAUUUGUCACAUGCAAUUUAUUUAUGUAUGUGCCUACAUAUGAUUAUGUACAAUCAAAUCAAAUAUAAAAUAUUAUAAUUAAUAAUUAUGAUUUAUUGCGGGAAUGAGGAAUGAGGAACCACACAGAAGAAAUUAGAAUCGUUUUUCUCUUCAGAACAAAUUGUAUAUUUAAUAUGUUUUGGCCAUAAAGAGUAUACAUACUUUCUAUACAUAUGUGUUGUAUGUGUGUGUAAAGGAUGUGUAUAAUUUGUAUUGUAUAUAUAUUGUAUAUAUAUGUAGUUUUAGGGUAUAAGUACGAACUGCUUCUUGUAGUGGAUAGCAGGUAGUUGAACUCCCUUUUUGUUUUUAGUUGCAGAAAGAUUCGACAAUUCGACACAAGAGCCUUACGAGCUAUUUCAAAGAUGAUUAAACAACUAACUAAACUUGGAAAUUAAUGGGUUUCUUCUCCUCAGAGAGGGGGAUGGGGAUGGGCAGGGGGGUGGCACGACACAUCCCAUUAGAUGGGCCGCUUACGAUUGGCAUUUGUAAUGUUGUCUCUCAUGUAGUUGGAGGAUUGCGCCAUGUAAUCGCGAUGAGCACGCUGCAUCAUUGCGAGAUGUUGUCCCUGCUGAUGCUGCUGCUGCCGUUGAUGCUGGGCUCGAUUGGCUGCAUGUGCAUGUUGCUGCUGUUGUUGCUGUCGCUGCGCGCCCCCCGUAUCGCCGCCAAUCGAGGAUGACGACGUGGCAGCGCUGCUUGACUGUUAGAAGAGACGUUUCU